AUGUUAGACCCAACCUUCAACAUACCGUGUAGUGUCGACUCAAUUCACCAUUUUCACAAUGAUUUCAACUACAUUGCUGGUGCUUUUUCACUACUUUUCAACUCGAUUGUAAUCUAUUUGAGUGUAAAACAAACCAGUAAAAUGAGAACAUACGCUAAAAUUAUUGGGCUAGACUCAUUCUUCAAUAUAUGCUUCACCCUUACUAGAUGCAUUGUUGGACAGGUAAGAUCACUUUUGACAAUUAUAAAUUUUUGAGAAUGUAGGCAGCGUUGGACGGUAAAUUUAGGUAGGUGAGGUUAAGAGAGAGAAGGGAGAGAAAACGCCAAAAAAAAAUUUCGAAAAAUCAACAGGGGGACCACGUUCAACUUUUUCGUAAUAUUUUUUUUCUUCUAAAGCUCUGCUUUAGUAGAUGAUCUAAUCUUUGAGCAAGGCUAGGUUUAGUUUAUAACUGUAGGUUUGAGAUUUAUUACCCAAAAAUAUUUUUUUGGUUAAAAGGUCCGGUUUGCGCUUAAGAACUAUGCAUGAGUACGGUAAAAUUACUGUAACUUAAUAACGGCUGCAAAUGUUUAAACUUCUUUUUUGAAUUAGCUAGCCAAUUAUCUCGUUUACAAACGCUUAAAAUGUCAUGUGGUUACCUAGUCAUUCAAAAAAGUUAUGGCAAAAAAUACAAGCUGACCUUCAUUUUCCCCGUUACCUACAACAAUAUCCUUAACAAACAUUUUUCAGCGCCCGAUCUCAACUUUAGAUUACUACUACUACUUCACAGUAACCCCUUUGUUCUUCUACAGCUCUAAAUCACUUCAAGAGUUUGGAGUAGUAUUAACUUACUUCGUCGUUUACUUCCAUGGAGGUAUACCAGCUGUUCAGUUCUUUUAUCGUUAUCGUGCUCUAAAGGACGAAAGUGUCACAAUGUUUCAAAUUAGUAUAGCAUACUGUAUUCUAUUGUUGUUCAGCAUGUCGAAUGCCGUUUGGUAUUUUUGGGAUUUUGACAGUAAUCCAGCACAAUAUUAUGAUGCUAUCUAUGGAGGAGCUGAUGGAUGUAAUAGUACCAAGUUGCCGACGGUUACCGUGGUUUAUAAAGUAGGUUUAGUUUGGAAAUGUGUUGGUUAUGAAAUUAUCAGUUAAUUUUUAAAAUAUUUUUGAAAUUUUAAAAAUUUUGUAAAUCUGCACGGUGCAAGCCAAAAUUAGUACUAUUGCACCGUGCAAAAUUAAAAAAUAAAAAAAAAUCUUUUUGAAAAAAUUAACGUUAAUUUUGUUUCAGAACACAGUAGGAUUUGAAAUUCACAACAUCUAUGGUCAAGGUGGACUAUGUAUAAUAUUUUUGUUGUUAUUAUACUUUGCAGUGCAGUCCUUUCGAAUUUACAAUGUAAAUGUCAGGCAAAUGGCUUUGAAGACAAGGCAAAUGAACAAAAGUGUCAAUAUUUUGUUUAUUUUACAGGUAAAAUCAGUUUUAUACUUGAGGUGAUAUUAAAUAUGGCAUUUUUUAAAAUUUAAAAAUUUUUUUUAGUUUUGAAAUUUUGUCAAAAUUUUGAAAUUUUAAAUUCCAAUGACGAUUAUUGCCGUUUCAGACAGUGCCACCGUUUAUCUUUAUGUUAUUCCCAAAUUUGUUAUUUGCCCUGAAUGUCCUACCAGCUGAUCUAAUGAGUUAUACCUCAUUGGCACUAGGUGUUGGACCAGCAAUUUCACCAUUGUUCGAUGCUUUGACCGUUCUACUAAUCUUACCAUCAUUUCGACGACAAAUUUUACGAAAAUUCUGGGAACCCCACUUAUCAGUGACUAAAGUUGAAGCUAUUACAAAAGAUACCACUAGAUCAGAGAAUUUCAAAUAA
Molecule: messenger RNA, 1829 nt
Organism: Bursaphelenchus okinawaensis
Lineage: Eukaryota; Metazoa; Nematoda; Chromadorea; Rhabditida; Aphelenchoididae
Source: the annotation of a GenBank genome assembly